CAACAACACAGGGGAACCCCAAUACAAUUUAAGCCUAUGGCGGCCUCCGUCGAAAACCGCCAGUUCCGCCAUGAACCUGGUCUAUCCGCCGCCGGAGUUGUUCGUUCCUUCAGCCCCAACCACCAGCGUUCCGAUUCACCCAUCCGUGGCUACAACUAUCCCGCCGCCACUCGAGAUUUUUCAACGCGUAAGUCGUUUCCGGCCGAUCAGUACGAUUCCGAUGAGGAUGAUGAAGAUGAUGAGGUUGACUAUCGUGACGCCAUUAAAAAGGCCAACUCCGAAUUGGAAAGCUCCGUUUUUGAUGCUAGAGAUCUUGGCACAGCAGAUCAAUGGAUCGAGCGUAACCCAUCCAUGGUUCGACUCACCGGAAAACAUCCCUUCAACUCCGAGCCACCUUUGACUAAGCUCAUGCAGUAUGGGUUCAUCACACCUUCACCUAUUCAUUACGUCCGUAACCAUGGACUGGUCCCUAACUCCACCUGGGAGGACUGGACCGUGGAGAUUUGUGGUUUGGUCAAACGACCUGCUCGUUUCACCAUGACCCAGCUUGUGAACGAGUUUCCGAGCAGGGAAUUGCCCGUGACGUUAGUCUGCGCCGGAAACCGCCGAAAGGAGCAGAACCUGACGAAACAGACAAUAGGGUUCAAUUGGGGUGCCGCCGGUAUAGCGACGUCGGUUUGGAAAGGGGUGCCAUUGGUCCAUAUCCUGAAACGAUGUGGGAUUUACAGCCGGAAGAAAGGGGCGCUGAAUGUGUGCUUCGAGGGCGCGGAGGAUCUUCCCGGCGGCGGUGGUUCAAAAUACGGAACCAGCUUAAGGAUCGAGAUGGCAAUGGAUCCUGCGAGAGAUAUCAUCAUGGCAUACAUGCAAAACGGAGAAAAGUUGUUGCCUGAUCAUGGGUUUCCGGUGAGGAUGAUAAUUCCAGGAUUCAUUGGUGGCCGGAUGGUGAAGUGGCUGAAACGUAUCAUAGUGACGACGCCGGAGUCAGACAACUAUUAUCACUUCAAAGACAACCGUGUGUUACCGUCGCACGUAGAUGCAGAACUAGCCAACUCUGAAGGAUGGUGGUACAAGCCUCAAUACAUAAUCAACGAGCUGAACAUAAACUCGGUGAUUACAACUCCUUGCCACGAAGAGAUAUUACCCAUUAAUUCAUGGACUACUCAAAGACCUUAUACAUUGAGGGGCUAUGCUUAUUCUGGAGGUGGUAAGAAAGUGACACGUGUCGAGGUAACAUUGGACGGAGGGGAAACAUGGAACGUUUGCAACCUGGACGUUAGGGAAAAACCAAACAAGUAUGGGAAAUAUUGGUGUUGGUGUUUCUGGUCACUGGAGGUUGAGGUUCUGGACCUCCUUGGAGCCAAAGAGAUCGCGGUUCGAGCCUGGGACCAGACCCUCAACACCCAACCCGACAAGCUCAUUUGGAAUCUCAUGGGUAUGAUGAACAAUUGUUGGUUCCGAGUGAAGACCAACAUGUGCAAACCACACAAGGGCGAAAUCGGAAUCGUGUUCGAGCACCCAACACAACCCGGAAACCAGUCCGGUGGAUGGAUGGCUCGUGAGAAACACCUCGAGAUUUCAUCGGAGUUGGCUCAUCCAACCCUCAAGAAAAGUGUAUCCUCCCCUUUCAUGAACACUGCUUCUUUAACCUACACCAUGUCUGAAGUCAAGAAACACAACUCAGCCGACUCGGCUUGGAUUGUCGUCCAUGGUCACAUCUACGACUGCACCAACUUCCUCAAAGACCAUCCCGGUGGUAGUGACAGCAUUCUCAUCAAUGCUGGAACCGACUGUACUGAAGAGUUCGAUGCAAUCCAUUCCGAUAAGGCCAAGAAGCUCCUGGAAGAGUUUCGAAUCGGUGAGCUCAUAACCAUGGGCUACAACUCUGAUUCGGCUGCAUCAUCACCGAAUAACUCGGUCCAUGGUGCCAACAAUUACAUCUCCUCACACCUAGCCACCAUCAAAGAAAUCAUGCCAACAAGAAACAUAGCCCUAAUCCCUCGUGAAAAGACCCCAUGCAAGCUCAUCUCAAAAACAGCAGUUUCUCACGAUGUCAGGCUCUUCAGGUUCGCCCUUCCUUCACAAGAUCAAGUUCUAGGGUUACCAGUGGGCAAGCACAUAUUCUUAUGUGCUACCAUUGACGAUAAGCUCUGCAUGAGAGCAUACACACCAACUAGCACCAUUGAUGAAGUUGGAUACUUUGAGUUACUGGUUAAAAUCUACUUCAAAGGGGUCGAACCCAAGUUUCCAAAUGGAGGUCUGAUGUCACAGUAUCUAGAGUCAUUGCCACUGGGUUCUUUACUCGACAUCAAAGGUCCAUUGGGACACAUCGAGUACAUGGGGAAAGGGACGUUUUCGGUCCAUGGAAAACAAAAGUUUGCCACCAAGUUAGCCAUGUUUGCAGGUGGGACUGGAAUAACACCCAUAUAUCAAGUGAUGCAGUCGAUCUUGAGGGAUCCAGAAGAUGAUACAAAGAUGUAUGUGGUGUAUGCAAAUAGAACAGAAGAUGAUAUACUACUGAGAGAAGAACUGGAUGCAUGGGCAGAGAAGUAUCAAGAAAGAGUGAAGGUGUGGUAUGUGGUGGCGAAAUCGGUAAGAGAAGGGUGGAAAUACAGCGAAGGGUUCAUCACUGAGGAUAUUAUGAGGGAACACAUUCCAGAGGUCUCUGAAGAUACAUUGGCUUUGGCUUGUGGACCACCACCUAUGAUUCAAUUUGCCAUAAACCCUAAUUUGGAGAAGAUGGGGUAUGAUAUCAAGAAUUCUUUGCUGGUGUUUUAGUGUAUUAAUAUUAUCAUAAUUGGAGGUGGGUUAAAUUUUUAUUUCGAAAAUAAAAGUGAUCAUAUAUGUACAUAGUACUCUAUUUGUGAACAUCUUUGUACGUGAGAGUUAUUAAGAAUUAAUAGAAAAUGAUAAUAAUUUGUCUGUAACUUUCAUAUA
Molecule: messenger RNA, 2934 nt
Organism: Cynara cardunculus var. scolymus (artichoke)
Lineage: Eukaryota; Viridiplantae; Streptophyta; Magnoliopsida; Asterales; Asteraceae
Product: nitrate reductase [NADH]
Exons: 4
Coding region: 37-2775 (912 amino acids)
Biological process (GO): nitrate assimilation; nitric oxide biosynthetic process
Molecular function (GO): heme binding; molybdopterin cofactor binding; nitrate reductase (NADPH) activity
Source: RefSeq, a predicted model, not a curated record